Aspergillus brunneoviolaceus CBS 621.78 is the source of this 1281-nucleotide messenger RNA. RefSeq lists its product as uncharacterized. Lineage: Eukaryota; Fungi; Ascomycota; Eurotiomycetes; Eurotiales; Aspergillaceae. The record is from RefSeq and is a predicted model, not a curated record. The annotation marks the transcript as partial. The transcript has a single exon.
AUGGAGUGUCUCUACGGUCGAAUAUCCUAUGCGUCAUGGCGCUUGAGGCAAUUUCGUCAACUAGUCAACAAUAGUACCACCACCGCCACCAUUCAUGGCCCAAUUCCGUCUCAGCACCACAACCACCGCAUACGCACUUUAUCCACCUCGACCGACGAGCUUGAACCCCCACCUCCGCACUCAGCAGAUACCGCUACUAAAGAAACACCUGCCAAACCGCCCCGAGAACCUCGAGCCCAAAAGUCCCCCCGGCCGUCCUCCCUCCUCCCCAAAUCCCCGUUACUCACCGACCCGAAAUCCGGCUACGAGCGCCUGCACAAGAAGAAAGCCCGCGGCAAACCAUCGCACCUCAAAGAUGAUCUCUCCACGAACCCCUGGGCCGUGGCGCUGGCCACGCCGAUCCGCCAAUGCUCGCUGACGGGGCUCCGCAUGCCGACGGAGUUCAUGACCGGCUGGGGUCUCGAGGAACACCCCGAGGGCAAGAGUCUCUUCAUCCAUCCAUCCGAGAUCCUACCACCGGUGACCGUGCCCGAACCCGCUCCAUCGCCGUCGUCGUCGUCAUCAUCAUCAUCAUCGUCAUCUUCUUCUUCGACAGAUCAACCGAAGAAGACGCAGCAGACCUCCCAAGCGAUCCGUCACCUGCGGUUCCGGAUGGUCAACCGACUCACGCUCCUGAACACGGUGACGGAGACUUCGCGAAGGUCCAACAGGAGGAUCCCGGCCAUCGCGCUCGCGUUCCCGAUUCGCUGGCGGCCGCCGCUGGGGCCGAUGACGGACUCGAUGAUGGCGUCGUGCGUCUGGCGCCAGGACAUGCCGCAGUUCGUGACGCGGAUGAUGCGGCGUGAGGUGGGCCAGCGGCUGCGGAGGGCCGCGACGCAGUCGAACGACUCGCCCAAGCGGCAGGUCUGGACCUCGGUGCUGCCGCUGGAGGAGGACCAGGAAGAGGAUGGGGCCGCGCUCAUCGCCGAGGAGGCGCUGGUCGAUGCGCUGGCGAAGAUGGAGCCCGUCGCGCGCAUGGAGACGGGUGCGGUGCUGGUGCUGCGGCGCACCGACUCGCCUCAGCUGCCCCUGUCGGGCUUCUUCCGUCUGCCGCAGAUGGAUUCCAAGGUGCCCGUGUUCGAUAUGACGCGGUUACUGUCCGAGGAGGAUCUUCUCGUGUGUGGCAAAUUCCAGGGCCAGGCGGCGGUGUUCUUUCGACCGGACGACAAGCCCACGGUCAAUGCGAUGCUGGGCUUGUGGAAGCUGGCGGGGCUGUUGAGAGAUGAUCCGCAUCUUGAUCCG